Molecule: messenger RNA, 2095 nt
Organism: Cryptomeria japonica (Japanese cedar)
Lineage: Eukaryota; Viridiplantae; Streptophyta; Pinopsida; Cupressales; Cupressaceae
Product: cytochrome P450 86B1
Exons: 2
Coding region: 124-1740 (538 amino acids)
Molecular function (GO): iron ion binding; heme binding; oxidoreductase activity, acting on paired donors, with incorporation or reduction of molecular oxygen
Source: RefSeq, a predicted model, not a curated record
GAUUUAUAGAUUUGGGGUCGAUCAAUGAUGACAGUGUUGAACAUGAGAUUCGUUUCUCCAUUCAAAUACAAGUUGUAAAGUCGUAUUAUCAGUGGACAUUCUUGUCUUUUGAAUUGAGCUACCAUGUUUUCUAAAAUAGGAACCUUCGACCGGCUCCUGGAUUUCCCGGGUCUAAAACUAGAUCUCAGAAGCCUAAGCAUAGCAAUAGUCCUGUUGGGAUAUGUAAUUUUUCACUACCGUAUAAACAGGACUGUGAAAGGACCACGAAUGUGGCCCCUGCUGGGGAUGCUUCCAUCUCUCCUGCUUCACCUAAACAACACAUAUGAUUGGGUGACCAAGAUUCUAAUAGACUGUGGAGGGACGUUUGUUUUCAAGGGGCCACUCAUGAGCAACCUCAACUGCGUGGUGACUGCCGAACCGGCCAAUCUGGAGUACAUGCUCAAGCUGAGGUACAAUAACUUUCCCAAGGGGGAAUACUUCAGGACACUGGCCCACGACUUCCUGGGCGACGGCAUCUUCAAUGCCGAUGCCGAGGCGUGGAAAAGACAGAGGCGGACGGCCAAUAUCGAAUUCAACACGGCCUCGUUCAAGGCCUUCAUGAUCAGCUCAGUACAGGAGCUGGUGCAGGGACGUUUGGUGCCCCUGCUGCAGAACGUCGCCCGAUCUAGAGCGUUGUUUGAUCUGCAAGAGCUCCUGCUCCAGUUUACCUUUGACAACAUCUGCAUGGUCACCCUGGGUGUGGACCCAGGGUGCCUUGGAGACAGCAGACCCGAAGCUCGGACCUUUGCCAAGGCUUUUGAGGAUGUAACAGAGGCCACCAUGUUGAGGUUCCUCAUGCCCACGGCUCUAUGGAGGUUCAUGCAUUUCCUCCACAUUGGGUCCGAACGGAACCUACGGGCUUCCCUCAUGACUGUCAAUCGUUUUAUCGACGAUGCCAUCAAAACCCGAAAUGGGUCAACGGACCUUCUACCAGGUCGAACCCUAAACGGGUCCGUGGACCUUUCGCCGGGUCGGGCCGAUCUCCUGACGGCCUUCAUGAAGGUGAAGACGGAGACCGGUGACCCCGUCUUCACAGACGAAAUGCUUCGAAGCAUUUCCAUUAACUUCAUUCUGGCCGGGCGGGACACUUCGUCCGUGGCGCUCUCGUGGUUUUUCUGGCUGCUGCUCCAUCACCCUGCGGUCGAAGAGCGCGUUCUGGCAGAGACCCGGGCCAUCUUGUCCAAGAGACCCUCCGUUUCUCUCAAUGCAGCGGACUUGAACUUUACUGUAGAGGAGCUGAAACAAAUGCACUAUUUGCAAGCUGCGCUUUCAGAGUCCCUAAGACUCUACCCUUCGGUUCCGGUCGACCAAAAGGAAGUGGACUCUGAUGACUGUCUACCGGACGGUACCCAUUUGAAAAAGGCCACUAAGAUCAUAUAUUCCAUCUACUCCAUGGGAAGAAUGGAGAGCAUAUGGGGGAAGGACUGCAUGGAAUUUAGGCCCGAGCGGUGGUUAGACAAAGGUGGGAACUUUGUGAGCGAAUCAGCCUUUAAAUACCCAGUCUUUAAUGGCGGACCAAGGCUCUGUUUGGGCAAGGACUUUGCUUACUAUCAAAUGAAAUGGAUAGCAGCAACUAUAAUUUGGGGGUUCGAGAUGAAGAUGGUGGCGGGACAUGUUGUUGAGCCCAAAUUUGCUCUCACCCUCUACAUGAAAAAUGGUCUGCUCGUCACAUUGCAGCCAAGGGAUCUUCUUCGAGAUUAGUACUCUACCAUUGAAGUCUUCGCUCUUCACCUUGUGGAUGUCAUCAUUUGGACAUAGGACUGAAGUUUAGAUAUAAGUGAAGCUUGCUAAUUCUAAAUUAGUAAAUACCCACUUACAAUGACUAGAUAUUAUUGUUUUUCUUGAAAAGUUGUUAAAGACUUGCAGAUUCAAGAUGCACCAUUUUCUUUAGAAAGAAGUGAAAUUGUGGCAACAGUGUUGGUAGCCAGGAAUCGACAGAGAUAUGAUGUAUCUGCAUGUUAUUGUUUUGUCUAUUAAUAUGUGACAGUUGUUCUUUCAUGUGCUCGACCAGUGGAAAAAACAUCAUGUUAAAGCCGAGGAAUCCAAGACUUUACUC